AAGUCAGAGUCCACCGGUAAAGGAGUAAUUGGAGAAUUUCACAAAUUGACACGCACCCCUUAAGUUCACCGCCUCCGAAUGCACUUCUUCAGCCUUCUCCUUCUCCAUCCCAAGUUGGCGUGUCACCACCGCGUUCGAUGAAACACAAUUAACUCUGAUUCCAUGCUUCCCCAACUCCACGCACAGGUUCUUCAUAAGAUCCACCAUCGCGUGCUUUGACGCCGUGUAUGGGUGCGGCAAACCCACAUGAAAAUAGCCAUGAGAAUUGGGAACUGGGUUUCAAUUAGGGUUUAAGAGUCCAUUUCAACUCAGGGACUAUGAUGCAGUUGCGUGGAAGGAACAUGUUAUUUCGUUCCAUUAGAACGUAUCUCGCCUUCGUUCGCCACUUUUCCUCGGAGGCGGCGGCACGAACAGGCACCAGCGCCGCCAGCUCCAGCGGCGGUCGAGACACGCUGGGGCGGAGGCUUCUGAGCCUCGUGUACCCAAAACGCAGUGCCGUUGUGGCCAUCAACAAAUGGAAGGAAGAGGGUCACGCGCCCCCCGGCAAAUACCAGCUCAAUCGCAUUGUUCGAGAGCUUCGCAAGGACAAGCGCUACAAACACGCACUCGAGGUAUGUGAAUGGAUGACCUUGCAGAAAGAUAUCAAGCUGGUGGCAGGUGACUAUGCUGUCCACUUGGACUUGAUAACUAAAGUUCGGGGUUUGAAUAGUGCAGAAAAAUUCUUUGAGGAUCUUCCUGAUCGAAUGAGGGGCCAACAAACCUGCUCUGCACUUCUCCAUGCCUAUGUCCAAAAUAAUUUGGUCGACAAAGCUGAGGCCCUCAUGUUGAAAAUGUCGGAAUGUGACUUCUUGAGAUGCCCUCUUCCUUAUAACCACAUGAUAUCUCUCUACAUAUCAAACGGGAAGCUAGAUAAGGUUCCUAAAAUUAUUCAGGAACUAAAGAUGAACACUUCCCCAGAUGUUGUUACUUUCAAUUUAUGGUUAACAGCUUGUGCCUCCCAGAAUGAUGUUGAAACUGCUGAAAGAGUUCUGCUUGAGUUAAAGAAGGCGAAAGUAGAUCCUGACUGGGUAACAUACAGUACAUUGACCAAUUUGUACAUGAAAAAUGGUAGCCUUGAUAAAGCUGGAUCUACCGUGAAAGAGAUGGAGAACAGAACCUCAAGGAAAACUCGAGUGGCAUAUUCUUCUCUCCUUAGCUUGCAUACAAACAUGGGGAAUAAGGAUGAUGUUAAUCGAAUAUGGAUGAAAAUGAAGACUUCCUUUUGCAAAAUGAAUGAUAAUGAGUAUAUUUGCAUGAUAUCCUCACUUGUGAAGCUUGGAGACUUUGCUGGAGCUGAGAAUCUUUAUAGGGAGUGGGAGUCUGUUUCUGGGACCAAUGAUGUCAGAGUUUCUAACAUACUUCUUGCUUCAUACAUUAACCAACACCAGAUGGAAAUGGCUGAAAAUUUUUGUAAUCAGAUAGUGCAAAAGGGUGUCAUUCCUUGUUACACUACGUGGGAGCUAUUUACAUGGGGUUAUUUGAAAAGGAAGGAUGUAGAAAAAUUUCUGCAUUAUUUUAGUAAAGCUAUUUCUAGUGUGAAAAAAUGGAGUCCCGAUCACAGGUUAGUACAAGAAGCAUUCAAAAUCAUUGAGCUGCAAGCUCAUAUUGAAGGAGCAGAACAGUUGUUGGGUAUCCUUAGGAGUGCUGGCCAUGUGAAUACUAAUAUAUAUAAUCUAUUUCUCAGAACCUAUGCAACAGCUGGUAAAAUGCCUCUCGUUGUCGCAGAGAGGAUGAGAAAGGACAAUGUUAAGUUGGAUGAAGAGACUAAUAGACUAUUGGAUCUAACCAGUAAAAUGUGUGUGAGUGAUGUUUCAAGGAUUUUGUACUAAGCUAAGCACCAAUUAAAUGAGUCUUAUGUAGCGUUUGGUUGAUGAGAUUGGGACGUAGCUUAAUGUGAGUUCUAUAUUAUGUCCAAUGGAUUUUUAAAAUAUAGAACAUAACAUGACAUGGGGUUGGAAAAAACACAUUUUGUUAUAUUGAAGAGCACGAGCCAAGGAAAACGGAACCGAAUUUUGUUCUUUUCAUGCGCCAUUGAAAUACAACUUAUGUUUGUGAAUUUUGGCUGCGAAUUUUUGUAGUAUUCCUCUCAUUUAUAUUUUUGUGAAUGUAACGCAACUCGGCAUUUGAUACCACUGUUAUCAAUUUUGACCGAACCUUGAUUUUGGAGGUUGAAUUAGUAGAUAACCCGGUUGAAUACUUAGAUCUA
This is a messenger RNA of Cajanus cajan (pigeon pea), 2245 nucleotides long. NCBI's taxonomy places the organism in Eukaryota, Viridiplantae, Streptophyta, Magnoliopsida, Fabales, Fabaceae. The record is from RefSeq and is a predicted model, not a curated record.